AUGGCUGUGCCUCGGCAGUGGGCGAACCUCCACAUCGACAUGGUGACCCAGAUCGUGAACCGCCUCCCGCCCCGCUUCCGCCGCCUCGGCUCCCGUCUCCUCCUCGCGCCCGCGGACGCGACUGGCGUCUACUGCUACCUCAGCGGCUACCGCAACCACAGAAUGUUCCCCAGGCCCCGCCACUUCGGCUCCUAUGACGACGCUUGGCUCUUCCUCGCCUACGGCCAGACCAGCGGGCAUCGGCUAAUCAACAUCCGCACCGGAGAGUCCCGCGAGCUACCCGACGUGCUCGUGGAUGACGCCGGUGGCGAAAUCCACAGCAUCGUCGUCCUCAUCGCCACCCUCUCGUUCUGCCUCAUCACCAGGAAUGCGUCGCCGCGGGCAUCGUCACCUACUAGCCGGACCUCGACGCGCCGUUCCGGCGCCACUUCGCGUUCCGGCGCCCAGGGCAUGAGGUUUGCUCCCCACCAUACUUCCUCGUUCAAGGUGUUCCGGAUGACACCUAACGAGGAGGAGGCUGAUGUGUACCCUUGGACCUGGAGCGAGCUGCCCACGUUGGAUGGUCGGAUGCUGUUUGUGGGGCGAGAUGCUCCAGAUCCUACGAGGUGGGUUAAGGAUGGGUUCAAGGAUGGCAUCUUCUUCUUGGAUGAUAGGAGCUUCUACGACGACGAGAUGAUGUUCGGCGGUGUCAACGAGAUACAAUGCCCCUGCAGCGACAUCAGCAGGUGGUCAUCGGAAGGACCGCCUCCCCAUGUCGACCUCUACUUCCCGGAGCGGGUUCCUUCCUACAACUCUCCUCUGGCUUGGCUGCUCCCUUGA
Messenger RNA from Miscanthus lutarioriparius, 819 nucleotides. The record is from the annotation of a GenBank genome assembly. Lineage: Eukaryota; Viridiplantae; Streptophyta; Magnoliopsida; Poales; Poaceae.